AUGUUUUAUCAACCUGGAAUCACCGAACACAACCUCCCCCACGAUCCAUUCAAGGCGUGUGUCGUCCCCCGCCCGAUCGGAUGGAUCUCCACACAAAACAAGAGUGGCCAAGCCAACUUGGCUCCGUACUCGCAGUUCAAUAAUUUGACGUUCGACCCACCGUACGUGAUGUUCUCAUCCAACCAGACGGUGACGGGCGACCGCAAAGACACAGUCAUCAACGCUGAACAAACGGGCAAGUUUGUGUGGAACCUGGCAACCUGGGACCUUCGCGAAGCGGUCAACAUCUCCGCGGAACAGGUUCCCUAUGGUGUGGACGAGUUCACUCGUGCCAAGGUCACCAAGGAGCCGGCGACAUUGAUGGAUGUCCCCAUGGUGCAGGAAUCACCGGUGAAAUUCGAGUGUGAAUAUCACACCACGAUCAGAUUACCAGGGAACCCUCCCAUGGGGACUGUGGAUGUGGUUAUUGGGCGAGUUGUCGCUGUCCAUAUCAAGGACGAGGUGUUGACGGAUGGAAAGCUGGAUAUUCGGAAAACUCAACCCAUUGCGCGAUGCGGGUACUAUGAAUACACGGUGGUCAAAGAGACGUUCGACAUGGUGAUUCCGGGCAUGUCGGAGGAUGUGUUGUAUGGACUGGAAGGAAGCGCGAAACGCAAUCGCGAGGUCCAAUCACGGGAUGUGAAACCGGGUGGCCAAUAA
Messenger RNA from Penicillium salamii, 699 nucleotides. The record is from the annotation of a GenBank genome assembly. Lineage: Eukaryota; Fungi; Ascomycota; Eurotiomycetes; Eurotiales; Aspergillaceae.